Megachile rotundata (alfalfa leafcutting bee) is the source of this 3362-nucleotide messenger RNA. It is a transcript of the gene Parp1, whose product is annotated as Poly-(ADP-ribose) polymerase. The record is from RefSeq and is a predicted model, not a curated record. Gene Ontology annotation, cellular component: nucleolus; nucleus. Gene Ontology annotation, molecular function: zinc ion binding; NAD+ poly-ADP-ribosyltransferase activity; DNA binding. Gene Ontology annotation, biological process: double-strand break repair; protein poly-ADP-ribosylation. Lineage: Eukaryota; Metazoa; Arthropoda; Insecta; Hymenoptera; Megachilidae.
CUAUUGCUGUAUUCUAAUUUAUUAUUUUAUUUCAUAUUUGAAAAAAAAAAUGAAUUUGGUUUCCAUAUAUAUAAGGAAUUGGCGGGUAACGCGCAUUUUAUCCAAUGUUCAGUAAAUGCACGGCUUCCAUCGUAGAAGGACGAUUUGAAACUGAAAUUAUACUACAAGCAGCAGAAUAAUGAAUGCCGAAUUGCCGUAUUCUGUUGAGUACGCGAAAAGUGCACGAGCUUCUUGUCAAAAUUGUAAAAGUUCUAUUGAAAAGGGUGUUUUAAGACUUGCAGUAAUAGUACAGAGUCCUGUUCAUGACGGGCUAAUACCAAAAUGGUAUCAUCCAGAUUGUUUCUUCUUGAAACAAAGGCCCAAAGAUACUGCAGAUUUUGCUAAUUUUGAUAAUAUUCGAUGGGAAGAUCAGAAGAUAAUUGAAAAGAAAAUUGAAGAAGCAAGUACCAUUCCAUUACCUGUAAGUGGAAAAGGUAAAAAACGUGGUUCUGCUGCUGCAAAAAAUUUAGGUCCACUAAAGGAUUUUCUUGUUCAGUAUGCAAAAUCUAAUAAAUCAACUUGUAAAGCAUGCGAAGAAAGGAUAGUACAAGGAGAGAUAAGAGUAUCAAAAAAAGAUUUUGAAAGUGAACAGGGCAGAAGGUAUGGUGGCAUUGAUAGAUGGUACCACCUUGAAUGCUUUGCAAAAGUAAGGGAGAGUUUAGAGUUCUUUGAAAAUGGCAUUAUAUUACCUGGCAUAAAAGAUCUGUCCAAAGAUGAUAAAAAAAAAGUUGAAGCUGCUUUGCCAAAAAUUAAUGCAGGUGAUGCUCCACCAAUCAAAAAAGUUAAAAAAGAAGAAGAAGAUCCAGAAGAAGCGGAAGAAAUGAAGAAACAGAAUGAUGAGCUAUUUAAAAUCAAAGAUCUCUUAACUCCUAUAAGAAAAGCUGAUCUUAUUACCAUGCUUGAAGAAAAUGAACAACAAAUUCCAGAAGGUGUAUCAGCUAUAAUAGAUCGUUUGGCGGAUGCAAUUUAUUUUGGUGCUUUAAAGCCAUGUUCAAAAUGUAGUGGACAAUUUGCAUAUUCUUCCGGAUUUGGAUAUAAAUGUACCGGAGAUUUAACGGAAUGGACUAAAUGCGAAAACGUAACGCUAGAUCCUAAACGGAAAAAAUUUGUUAUUUCGUCAAAUAUGAAGAUUACGUACCCGAAUCUCAAAGACUUAAAAUGUAAAGUUAGAAAACGGCUCAUAAAGAUAAUCGCACCGUCAACAUCGUCUUCCAUAAAAGAAGAAGACAAGGUUGAUUCUGGACCUAAAAUUGAGGCGAAACCGAAACCAUUAAAACAUAUGCAAUUUGUCAUCAUAGGAAAAACAGAAAGAGAUAAAGACAGUUUGAAGAAAAGUAUUCUGCUUUUAGGAGGAGAUGUAACUACAAAACUUAGCGAACACGUAGCUGCUGUUAUAUCCAAUCAAAAUGAAAUAGAAAAAAUGAACAAGAGAAUGGAAGAAGCCAAAAAUCUAAAUAUUCAAGUUAUUACUGAAGAUUUUAUCGACGAAGCCAAAGAUUACACAAAACCUGCUAUUGUACUUAUUAAAAAGAAGACUAUUUCAAGUUGGGGCGGUGACUUAUCCGAGAGGAUUAACGUUGUAGCAGAAAAGUCUUCUGCUUCAAAGAGCAAAGGUAAAAGUGUAUUUGAAAAAUCAGGGUCUGGUAAAGUAAAGUUGCAAUUAAAAGAGGGUGGGACAGUGGAUCCAGACAGUGGUUUACAAGACUGUGCACACGUGUACAAAAGGGGUAAAGAGAAGUUUACUAUUACAUUAGUACAUACAGACAUACAAACAAAAAGGAACAGCUAUUAUAAGCUACAGAUUUUGAAACACGAUAAACAGAAUAAAUACUGGUUAUUCAGAAAUUGGGGUCGGAUAGGAACAACUAUUGGUGGAACCAAAUUAGAGAACUUAUCAUUGGAAGAAUGUAUAGAGCAGUUUGAAAGUUUAUACGAAGAAAGAACUGGAAAUGUCUGGAGCCAAAGAGAACAUUUUGUCAAAGUGCCUCAUAAAAUGUAUCCUGUUGAUGUCGAUCAUGGAGAGGAUGUCACAACGCAACUACUAGAUUCUAAUAUUAAGAGCGACUUAGAAAAACCAGUCCAAGAUUUAAUAAAAUUAAUUUUCGAUGAAGCAAAUAUGAGGAAAGUAAUGGCCGAGUUUGAAAUUGACAUGGAUAAAAUGCCGUUGGGAAAAUUAUCCAAAAAACAAAUUCAAAAAGCAUAUUCGAUACUAACAGAUCUUCAGGAACUAUUAAAGAAUAAAAAUGUGGAGACCGUUAAACUAGUUGAUGCAUCGAAUAGAUUUUAUAAUUUAAUACCUCAUAAUUUUGGUGUAUCAGGACCUAAAGUUUUAGACUCGUCUGAAGAAAUUCAUACGAAGUGUGAGAUGUUAGAUGCAUUGCUCGAAAUGGAAAUCGCCUAUUCUCUCUUGCAUACCAAAACGGAUGAUACAAAGAAUCCACUCGAUGCUCAUUACGAACAAUUAAAUACAGACAUUAAAGUAUUAGACAAAGAAAGCGAAGAGUACAAAGUUAUUCAGCAAUAUGUUAAGAAUACUCAUGCCCAAACUCAUACACAAUACGAACUUGUAAUCGAAGACGUAUAUGUUGUUAAAAGACAAGGAGAAGAUAGUAGAUAUAAGCCAUUCAGAAAAUUAAGUAACAAAAAAUUGCUAUGGCACGGUUCUAGAACAACUAAUUUUGCCGGUAUUCUUUCUCAGGGAUUAAGAAUAGCUCCACCAGAAGCUCCUGUUACCGGAUACAUGUUCGGUAAAGGUAUAUACUUCGCAGAUAUGGUUUCCAAGUCCGCGAAUUAUUGUUGUACAAACAGUGAAAAUCCUACGGGAUUAUUGUUACUUUGCGAAGUGGCAUUGGGUAAUAUAUAUGACAGAUAUCAAGCAGAUUUUAUUACAAAAUUGCCGCAAGGAAAACAUUCAACGAUGGGUCAUGGCCAGACACAACCCGAUCCCCAAUGCGUUCAUAAAAUGAAAGACGGUGUUGAAGUUCCAUAUGGUCCACCUGUACCUGCUAAACUUCCUAAAAAAUCAAGUUUGUUGUACAAUGAAUACAUUGUAUAUGAUGUUGCUCAGGUGAAAGCACGGUACUUGGUGAAAAUGCAUUUUAAGUAUAAAAUGUAAUAUUAUGAUACUUGCUAAAAGUUACGAUAUUACAAGUUUAUAUAUCAUACUCAAUAUAACUUAUCAUUAUGUGAUAUUAUAACUUCAAAUUGGUGAUUCUACCUCUUAUUAUACGUUCUAUGUACCAUUAGUGAUAGAGUUGUUUUUCAUAAAUAUUAUACAUGCAGUUCUUUUUUUUAUACGAAUAAAAAAUAAAUUUAUAACAUUG